Linepithema humile (Argentine ant) is the source of this 1148-nucleotide messenger RNA. RefSeq names its product DNA polymerase subunit gamma-2, mitochondrial (gene DNApol-gamma35). NCBI's taxonomy places the organism in Eukaryota, Metazoa, Arthropoda, Insecta, Hymenoptera, Formicidae. The record is from RefSeq and is a predicted model, not a curated record.
AUCCGAUUCCAAACAAUGAGUUUGGAAGCUAUACUGAAGACAAUUAGUCCGUACUUUCUCAAUCUUUCUGAGCGGGGCUUCGCAUACGGUCCUCAGGGUAAACUGCUGCUGAGGAAUCUCGAGGAACACUGGUUUGCUCACUGCAUCACGAUGCCACGUUAUAACGUAUUCCUCUGUGACACAAUUGCAGACACAUUGCAGAUGCUGCGGAGCAAUUCGAUGGACGAUGUGCUGCCGUUCGCUCUCGCUACCUUGGCAACUUCAAAGAAUGCGUGGAACGAAUCUCUGUUGUCGGCUAAAGUGUCAUCUCAUAAAACUGUCAAAAUCAAUGUGAUCGUUGAGGCGUCCGAAUCGAAGAAUCUGUUACACAAGACACAAAGAGAGCGCAAAGUAUGGUGGCGCAAACUUGCACAGAGUCCCUCGAGGUUCACGCUUGCAGAGACUAAGAAGGCGAAGAAUCUUGACGUGACGGAAAUCGAAGCGCAGUUUCCCUUUGGAAAUAUCACUGUGGAGACAAUCACUCAUUAUCCUGGCGUACGCAAGUUGUAUCCUCAGACUGAAAGUAAUAAAGAUAUUGCUGCGGAUCUGCAUAUGGUCGAACAUGUCGCUUCCCUGGAUUGGGGCUGUCUGGCGCUGCUCUGCGAUAGUCACAUAUUGGACAAGUCAACUAGAGCUUAUAUUCAUCCUAAGUUAUCUCCGUACAAAACAACGUUCCACAUAAUGAGACAUAAGAAUGAAACGGAUCUGGAUACAGAAGACUUGAAUCGCUUUGUGCUAUACUUAAAUAAUAUGCUUAGAACAAAAGGGGUUUCUACGAUAUUAACAAAUACAGAACAAAUUAUAGAAAUGUGCUUGAUACCAUUCGUCGUGUCGGUGGAUAGGACUAGUCUUAAGAAUGGCAUUGUACAUGUAAAAAAUCGUUCAACGACUCUUAAAGAGGCGGUUCACAUUACUAAUUUAGUAAAGUAUAUUACUUUACGUUCUUCCUGAAUCGCCGAAUCGGCACAAUGCAGUUCUAAAAUUUCCGACCAACAUAUAUAAGAUAUUGUUAUAAUUAUAUUUAAUUUACUAUGUUUAUUACUGAAAGUUACAAUAUAAACUGUAAGUAUAAAUGAAAGUCUCUGAUUCAUUUUUUUACUCCGAUUUUU